UAUGUGAGAAAUGUAUUUCGAUUGUAUACAUCGGGAAGCUGAAAUGUCGAUGAUAAAACAUACGUUUGAUCUGAAAUCGCAAUUCUCCCUCCUUGGAAAGCUUUUACUUUGACAUGAAGGUUUCAAUAACCUGGAAGUAGUUCCGCAAGGGCAUGUGGCGUUCAUUUAUGAAACUGGUCCCAUUUUGGCUCAACAGAAGAUUGUUUUCACACUAGUCAAUUAUGAGAGCUUGAUCCAAAAUGGCAGCUGCCAGGGUGCAGUUUCGCCUUUCAACCAUUUGAUGGCUCAGCAAGCUGGUUGCUAGGGGGCGUGGAAUGUUAUUUAUUAGUUACCCACGAGCGGGCGUGAGAUGCUGUCAGAUUUGCCAGCCUCUUUGCAUGGGUGAUUUGGAUAGCAGGCAGGCACCCGUUAUCAUGGUACAUGGUAUAAUGCAACCGCGGGGUGAUCGUUCAUCCAUAGAUAAUAGGACAUACAAUUAAUUAAUUUGUAAAGAAAUUAUCGGACGAUUCAUACGCUUUUAAGGAUAUUAUUAACACCGACCAAAUGGCGACUGAAUGCACGCAAGAAGCGGUUCUGCUGUUCCUCGUGGAGAAAGGAGGCACAGUGAAGAACCUGGAGUUGGUUGACCAUUUCAAAGCCUUCCUGACGAAGGAUCCGGAUAAGAAAGCAGAGAUGAAAGACGCUUUUAAACAGUAUGUGGAUAAUAUAGCAUUUGUGAAGGUUGAUGACGGGACAAAAUAUGUGUGUUUGAAAAAGAAAUACAGGGCGUCCGUUAAGCACAAGAAAAAUGGUCACGCGCGUGCUGCUGACAAUGACAACAAUGCCAGAGGCGAGAAUAAUACGGAAUUAAAUUAUGAAAAUGACGAUGAUGUUUUUUCGGAAGAAAUAUCCAAAGGCAGUCAUUUGAAUAACACGCCUCAGAUAACGCAUGAAUGUGUCAAGGAGGCAAUUCUUCCUCCUUCGGCAUCUGUAGGGAACGAUGAUGCAAAACAAGAAAUACCACCUGUCUCAGGUUUCAGAAGUCGCACUGACAGGGAAGUGUUGAGCGCGACAGAGGCAAGGGAUAGAACUACGAACGUCGCUUCUGACGGAUCGAAUGCUUCGCCAGGAUUGCUAGAAGUUCCCGAAACCAACGGCCAACGCUCGAAAAUGGGGACUGCAACCAGUUGGUUGUCCGACAAAAAGGACGGGGCGCCCGAGGCGGACUCUCAGAAAACGGGCGAUCAGACCAUCCCAAAGAUUGCCGUGAUUGAGGCGUCGCCACUGCCUGCACCCUCCGACGGCACCGUGUUCAAACUUCCACAACCCGUGAACGUGAACCUGCCUGUUGGUCUCUCCUCCUCAUCCGGUACGGACUCCCGCCACAACGUCCAGAAAAACGGUGAAAAAUGUCCCGAGCCAAGUGGCGAACCUCAGAUGAAGCAGCACCAGCCCCACGACGGGGACCCGGGUUUCAUGGUCUCUCUCAAAGGGAUUGUGAGGAGGAGAUCCCGCGGGUCGCAGCGCAGUGUGGGCUCCAACGUAUCUGAUGUGAGCGAAGACGGACACUUCGACACCAACAGCAUGUCGGGCAGCGACUCCAACACUCCCCGGGGCAGUCGCAAGAACUUCAUAGAAGUUAUGAUGAACAGCUCUCCACAGGUGCGUCGCAGCAUGGUGUUGCGCAACUCGGUCUACCUGUCGGCGGCGGCGCGGAGCAAGCAGGACUCACGCAGCGACAGCGAGACGGGCUCCAUCAUCUCGUCCAACACGGACGAGGACGGCGGCCCGGCGCCCGCCUCCCUGGACCCCAUGGAGCACGAGUGGGUGCUGUGCUGCUCUGACGGCCAAUGGGAGAGCCUCCACCGCCUGCUGGCCUGCGAGCCCGCGCUCAUCCUCAAGAGGGACUUCGUCACCGGCUUCACCUGCCUGCACUGGGCCGCCAAGCUGGGCAAACAGGAGCUGUUGGCGCUGCUGGUGAAUUUCUCCAAGCAACACGGGGUGCCUGUCAACAUCAACGUCCGCUCCAGCGCUGGGUACACGCCCCUUCACCUGGCCGCCAUGCACCAUCACCUGGAGGUGGUGAAGCUGCUGGUGGGUGCGUAUGACGCGGACGUGGACGUGCGUGACUAUAGCGGCCGCAAGGCGUGCCAGUACCUCCCGCGCAGCGUGGCCCGGGACCUCUUCGACAUCGCCGGGGGGCAACAGGGCCAACACUACCACCACCAGGGGCCCGGGGCCGCCGAGCAAGGAGGGUCGGGACACGCAGAGGGAGACUCGGACGUGGAGAACCUCCCGGGAGAGGAGGCGGGUGGUGGUGGAGGUGGAGGAGGAGGUGGCGGCGGCCGGUGGAGACUCUCGCGGGUGCUCCAGUCGAACCUCAGGCCGCUGAAGCUGCUGAACCAGAGUAGCCCGGUGGAGGAGGACGCGACGGGGGGGGACGCCGGGGGGGCUAGCGGCCGGCUCAAGCCACUCAGGAGAAAGUCGUCGCUCAGUAAGAUGAAGCCGAAGCUGAGUAAGAUCCGCCUGAGGAGCAGCCAGAUCGUCCACAGCCACAGCACGGCCUCCUUCAGCCCCAGCCAGGCGGCCGCCGCCUAUAACAGCGGCAGUAGCAGCAUCCCGCACCACAGCAUCUCCUUCAACGAGGGGGACCUGCAGGAGAUACGUCUCAGGAGCCCGCCGCGCGCCAGGCCCAUGUCCAACCUGUUUGGUUGACCAAUGGACGCUACCUAGAGCCCAUCCAUGUCCAACCUGUUUGGGUGACCCGUGGCAGUGGCGGUUCUACCAAUUUGGGGGCCCUAAGGCAUACUGGAGCUGGCUUUUGGGGGGCUCUUUUUAGGGGGCGGAUUUGGUGGGGCCCCUGGGCAACUGCUUAGUCUGCCUACCAGUACCCGUGGACCUCCCCAGAAACCGUAUCCAGCUUGUUUGGUAGAUCCAUGGUCCCUACUACAACCCAUGAACAGCCUGUUUUGGUUGACCCAUGGACUCUCCCCAGGCGCCACCCAUGUCCAGCCUGAUUGGUUGACCCGUGGACCUUCCUACAACCCUCUUUGAGUGAGAGGAACCCUCCUCUUUACCACUGUGCGUGGGUCGACUCGAGAUCCAUGUCCAGCCUGUUUGGGUGAAUCAUGGACUUCCCUCUACCUGCAGACACAGACACAUGUCCCUUGUGUUUGGAUAGAUGACGACUCAACUCCAACUAAAAACCCAGCAACAUCCUCUCCUCUCCCCAUCAGACUCCUCUCCAGGCCCAUGUACAGCUUGUUGGGGAGUUGGGGACACUUCAACUCCCAAAACACCCUGCUCCUAAGUACCCUGUUUGGGUUGAGCUAUGGAGGAUCCCCCCUCUCUCUUCUCCCACUCUCCAGUGUCAGAGUUCAGGAUGUAUAGAUGAGGGCACACCCCAGAGGUGCGUGGUGUGCAACCUGUAUGGGUGCGAAAGCCAUGAAAAUAAUAAGAGAAGUGGUAGAGUAAAACUUUGCCAAACCAAAUUCCCUCUCACUGUGCUGUGUUAUUCAGAUUCAUGCUGUGGUGUAAUACGACAUUAGGCGAUGUGUGGUUAUACUGUGUACAGUAUUAUGCACUAUACUGGGGUGCAUUUCUCGAAACUAUAGUUGCUAAGUUCAUUAGCUACUUUGACGUUUUCGAUGCAAUUUCCCAUUGGCAACUACCCAAGUUGCUAACUAGCUAAUAUUUACGCUUUUCGAGAAAUGCACCCCUGUACAGUGCUACUAGGGCUCCUCAGCUCUUCACUGUGACGUGUUUCCCAUCACUGCUUCAGGUGAAAAGUGUUCAUGGCCAAUGGCGACAUUGCCAACAUGACUAAAGUACUACAAAAUGUACCAUGCCCCCGCGUUAACUGUGAAGCUAAAGGGCUUUUGCUAACGCAAGACCAAAAAAAAUAAGUUUGUUGUUGUGCUGCUGCUCGACUGAUACAGCUACAGCAGAAUGGUUCUCAAUAGUUCUCCUCAGUGGUAUUUUGAGUUGAAAACGUCUUCUUCCUCAGGACUAAGCUAUACCUGCUGGUCUUAGCAUGCCGUGCAUAACAACAUCAGGUGUGGUCUGGUGUGUGUGUGGUGCGUGUUUUGGCAAGUGUGUGUGUUUAUGCCAGGGUGUGUGUUCUGACUAAUGUACACACAGUGUGUGUGAGUGAGUGAUAUUGUGACAUUAUCAGGCCGGAGACUUGGCAAGGAAGAGGUGAUGCUAUUGUGUGUGUGUGUGUGUGUGUGUGUGUGUGUGUGUGUGUGUGUGUGUGUGUGUGUAAUCUUGGCAGUGAGUUGGCCUCUAUCACGUCAAUGGUCUUGGAGCAUAAUCUGGAUCAGUGGCUUGGGAUUUGCAAAGCAGUGUGUCUUGACUAGUGUGUGUGCGUAUGUGUGUGUGUGCAUGUCUAUGUGUGUGUGUGUGUGUGUGUGUGUUAGCAAGGGAUUUGCAUGGUUGCCAGGUCGCAUGUGACGAUAAGUCACACUGGUUGCCGGCGGUAAUGAUUCUCUUCAUUUAAAGGUGCACUUUGUAAUAUUUUUUAGCAGAUUAGUUCCAGAAUUCAUGCUUCUCACAUUCACAAUUGUUACCUUUUGUAUGAAUACUGUACUUGCCACCACCAUCAUUCUAAGAAUUCGUUAUGACUGGGAGAAUGGCACUUUUCAUACAUGAAAAAGGUGGAUCUUCUCCAUGUAUGCCAUUUUGGAAUUUCCAGAAUGUUUACAGACAUUUUUAAGCUUCUAAACAUACCGUACUCUACUUUGGUCAUAUUAGUAUAUUAGUCUAUUAUUCAGAAAAUAUUACUUUAAUGAAAACAUUAAAUGUGGCAAAGUUUAGAACCACUGAUCUACACUACACGGUGUGAUCGUGAACUGAGUGAUUUACAUACAGUAGGCUACACUACUACAAUGUUGAGCUGAAUGACGUACGUAUAUACUGUAAGCCACACCAGUGAUUAUCCGAAUAACAAUGUAGGCUACUUGACUACAUAGUGUGACAGUGAGCCAGUGAAUAGCCCAACUUUGACCACAUGUGCAACACUAACAUCAUUAGAGACGGAUGUGGCUCGCUGCUUGACAAGAAUGACAGAGCUUUUAGCCAUUAUUUUGGACCGCUAAAUGCAUUGAUUUGAUUGUAUUGAUGGACGUAUUGAUCACAGAGUGCAGUGUUGAAACUCAACACCACACACUGCUCACUGACCAUAGCUGCUGAUGCUUUAACGCAUAGUGAGAUAGAGGAGACAGUGACAGUGUGGGAUUCAAUACCAAGCUGUUUGAAGUGAGGCUGCUUUAAGUGAAGCUGCUGUACGUAUGAAGCUUGCUUUACUCUAACCUGUGUUUAUUCACUUCGGACCAGCACUUAGGCUACUGUGGCUGCCUGUUCUUUCUCUCUUUCUUCCCUCCUUUCUUUCUUUCUUUCGUUCUUUUUUUUUACAACCACUCCCAUAAUAUGGGUGCAAUUUUUCUCCACAUUCCCGCCCCUGCUUAAGGGCUGUGUUUCUCACUCCUCAGUUAUGAUCAAGACAGGUAUCUACAGGCUAUUUGGCAAGCACUCUCUCUCUCUCUCUCUCUCUGGGUAUGUCAGCAGCAAGCCGAAGCUUGCUGUGCUAGACAGGAAGGAAUCCUCAGGAGAGGAGAGAGAAGGCUUCUGAUUGGCUGAGGUGAGAAGGGCAGGGCAGUAGCAUCAUGGUUUUGAUUUUACGUUCGAUCUGGUAUGCCUCCCCAAAGACACCCCCUGCCUGCUCUCUUACACAGCCAUACAGGGCAGGGCAGCUCUAACACAUAGCUGUGUGUGCUUAUUUCGAUCUUACCGGCCCCCAGAGACACCCCGCCAGCCUCCUCAGCACCUGCACAGACAGACCCCAUCACUGGAGCCAGGGAAGCUUGAUUAUUCACAUUUGCAAGUAGGGCUGGGUAAAAUAAUCGAUAUAAUCGAUAAUCGAUCAAUAUCAUUAAAACAUUUCAUAAUCGAUUCACAGGGCACAAAAUCGAUUUUUUUUUUUUGUUCUUUUUCUUUUUGUUCUUUUUGUUUAAUUCAGGUCUAUGGAAAAUACCCAGUAGGUAUUAUUCAAUUAGGCCUAGGCCUACUUAUUACAAAUUAGCAAUCCGUUGACACUGUCAAGCCACAGCCCUUUGACAUUUUUAUAUAAACAUAGGCAACAGCAUCUUUUGGGAGAAAUCCUUGCACCAACAAGGGAACGGAUUGAAUCAAUUCGAAAUGAAUCGAAUCGAAUCAAAUUUAAUCGUGAUUAAUCGAUUCAAAGCCCUAAGAAUCGAAAUUGAUACAGGAACAUGGCUGCGAUACCCAGCCCUAUUUGCAAGCCUGUCUUUUUGUGGUGAAAAUGAGACUUCUCAGCUACAGUGUAUGUGUAGCUUUGUAAUAAUGUUACACAAAUAUAGUCUACUGUUAGCUUGUCUGAGCUAGCUGAGCCCUGUCUCGGGCCACGAGUGGUCCCUAGACGAAUCACACUUUGAGAAACACUGCCCUAGAUCUUCGUGGUACAGACCAUUCGUUCCCACCUGUCUGUUACUAGUGUCUAGGUUUUUCACGUUAAAAAAAUAAUUAUGAUGGAUGUGAGCGCCCACCCGACAACUGUGAUAGGAAGCAUUUCCCCCCAACGCUACCAUCAGCUUGCCAGAGCAAUGGUGUUUUUUUGUUUUUUUUCAGAUCUGACAGGUCCCCAGUGACGGGACGGCCCUGAAUACAUCCACAGCCCGCUAUGCAGUGAGUGUAGCCAGCCAUCCAGACUGACAACAUCCCCCCCCAUUACCAGCGAGCCCCCAUACCCACUUCAUACCCAUUCCAUUAUGACAGCACCCCCUGGCCCAGACA
Engraulis encrasicolus (European anchovy) is the source of this 6789-nucleotide messenger RNA. Its product is annotated as ankyrin repeat domain-containing protein SOWAHC-like. The transcript has 4 exons. Lineage: Eukaryota; Metazoa; Chordata; Actinopteri; Clupeiformes; Engraulidae. Gene Ontology annotation, molecular function: protein binding. The record is from RefSeq and is a predicted model, not a curated record. Bases 544 to 2694 code for a protein of 716 amino acids.